CCCGGCACUAGGACCAUGAAGCCAUGUCUGCCUGUGACAUACAGACUGGGGGAGGGGCUAGAGCAGCAGUUGCAGGCAGUUAGAUACACAAAAUGUCAGUUUUUAGUUGUGAACCCCCCCUGGCUGGUUCUUUACCCUGAUAACUUGCCCUGGAGCCCCCAGAAACCGGGGGUAGGAGCUGAUCCAAUGAAUGGAGAGGAAAAUCUGCAGAAAAGGAAAAUCCCAGAACCUGGAAAUAAGAGAUCUGACCUGACCAUGAAGCGAAGUCUUGGUGCCCCAAUAUCCUCUGUAAUGGAGAUGUCAACGGUGAACUGGGCCAAUAGAAGGGGAUAUAGUGGGAGUCAACGGAACCUCAAACAAACCCAAAGUCAAGUGAUCAGGGGGUCGCUCCCCAGUAGAACGUUCAGCCACAAUAACCAGAACCAUCACACGGGCCAUAGACAUGAAUGGACCCUGAGGAGAAGCAGAUACUCUCUGAACAAUACAAACAUGGAUGUAAGUUGGGGACCCUCAGAAACUAAACGUUUUCUAAGAACCCAGAAAGUUGUGAAGCCCUUUGUGUGCUCUAAAUGUGGGAGGAGAUUUUGUAGCCGCCGGAACCUUCUCACCCACCAGAGAAUCCACACGGGCAGGAGCUUUGUCUGCUCUAAAUGUGGGAAAUGUUUCUCUCACCAGAAGAUGCUAAUUGCUCAUAAAUGGGUUCAUACUGGGAGGAAACCAUUCACCUGCACUGAAUGUAAUAAGGGCUUCUUAUGGAACAGGGACCUUCAGGAAAACCAAGAGAUCCACAAAGAAGAAAAGCCAAGUGUCAGUCAACAUGUGACUCAAAUGGAGAGAGAGAGUACCCUCGUUGAUACAACUGAACUCAAUGCUCAUCUUCAGACUCACAGAGAGAAACCGCUACUCUGCAACGAGACCGGUCAAAGCUGCAGAAAUGAGAGUAAACUCAAAGCAGAUCAUGGGAUUUUCACUGGCCAAAAGCCCCUUCUCUGCACGGAGUGUGGAAAAGCAUUUACAAGUAAGCGUGCCCUCAAGGUUCACCUUAGGGUUCAUGCAGAACCGAGGCCAUUUGUUUGUACCGAGUGUGGGAAAAGCUUCAAAGCUAAGUGUAAACUCAAUGUUCACCUGCGGAUCCACACAGGAGAGCAGCGCUACGUGUGUACGGAGUGUGGGAAAUGCUUUAGGGACAGGUUUGGCCUUAAUGAACAUCAUCGUAUUCACACGGGAGAGAAACCAUUCAUCUGCACUGAAUGCGGGAAAAGCUUCUGCAGAAAGACCCCCCUUGAUGCUCAUAUUCAAACUCACACCCGAGCAAGCCUCUUUGUCUGCCCCGAGUGUGGGAGGAGCUACAAGGACAAGAGGAAUUUAAAUGAUCAUCUUAAUGUUCACACUGGAAAGACUUACCCGUGCACCGAGUGUGGGAAAUCCUUUCCACUGAAGAGAAGCCUUCAAAGGCAUCUAAUGAUCCACACUGGGGAGAAGCCAUUUGAAUGCAUGGAAUGUGGAAAAAGCUUCAGGUACAAGAGUAAGCUGGACAUCCAUUACCGUAUUCAUACUGGGGUUGAACCAUUUGUGUGUUCAGAAUGCGGGAAACGGUUUCGGUUGAAGCAUCUGCUUGAAUAUCACCAAAUGGGACACACCGGGGAGAAACCAUUUGUCUGCACUGAGUGUGGGAAGAGUUUCAGGGUUCAGCGUCAACUCACUCUCCAUCUUCAAACUCACACAGGGGAGAAACCAUUUGUCUGCACUGAGUGUGGGAAGAGUUUCAGGGUUCAGGGUGAACUCACUGUCCAUCUUCAAACUCACACAGGGGAGAAACCAUUUGAGUGUAGCGAGUGUGGGAAGAGUUUCAGGUUUAAGCGUCAACUCACUCUCCAUCUUCAAACUCACACAGGGGAGAAACCAUUUGUCUGCACUGAGUGUGGGAAGAGUUUCAGGGUUCAGAGUGAACUCACUGUUCAUCUUCAAACUCACACAGGGGAGAAACCAUUUGACUGUAGUGAGUGUGGGAAGAGUUUCAGGGUUAAGCGUCAACUCACUCUCCAUUUUCAAACUCACACAGGGGAGAAACCAUUUGACUGUAGCGAGUGUGGGAAGAGGUUCAGGGUUAAGCGUCAACUCACUCUCCAUCUUCAAAUUCACACAGGGGAGAAACCAUUUGUCUGCACUGAGUGUGGGAAGAGUUUCAGGGUUCAGGGUAAACUCACUGUCCAUCUUCAAACUCACACAGGGGAGAAACCAUUUGACUGUAGCGAGUGUGGGAAGAGUUUCAGGGUUAAGAGUCAACUCAAUCUCCAUCUUCAAACUCACACAGGGGAGAAACCAUUUGACUGUAGCGAGUGUGGGAAGAGUUUCAGGGUUAAGCAUCAACUCACUCUCCAUCUUCAAACUCACACAGGGGAGAAACCAUUUGACUGUAGCGAGUGUGGGAAGAGUUUCAGGGUUAAGCAUCAACUCACUCUCCAUCUUCAAACUCACACAGGGGAGAAACCAUUUGACUGUAGCGAGUGUGGGAAGAGUUUCAGGGUUAAGCGUCAACUCACUCUCCAUCUUCAAAUUCACACAGGGGAGAAACCAUUUGUCUGCACUGAGUGUGGGAAGAGUUUCAGGGUGAAGGGUAAACUCACUGUCCAUCUUCAAACUCACACAGGGGAGAAACCAUUUGACUGUAGCGAGUGUGGGAAGAGUUUCAGGGUUAAGCGUCAACUCACUCUCCAUCUUCAAACUCACACAGGGGAGAAACCAUUUGACUGUAGCGAGUGUGGGAUGAGUUUCAGGGUUAAGCGUCAACUCACUAUCCAUCUUCAGACUCAUACAGGGGAGAAACCAUUUGACUGUAGAGAGUGUGGGAAGAGUUUCAGGGUUAAGCGUCAACUCACUCUCCAUCUUCAAACUCACACAGGGGAGAAACCAUUUGACUGUAGUGAGUGUGGGAAGAGUUUCAAGGUUAAGCGUCAACUCACUCUCCAUCUUCAAAUUCACACAGGGGAGAAACCAUUUGUCUGCACUGAGUGUGGGAAGAGUUUCAGGGUUCAGGGUAAACUCACUGUCCAUCUUCAAACUCACACAGGGGAGAAACCAUUUGUCUGCACUGAGUGUGGGAAGAGCUUCCGGAGUAAAAGAAGCUUAAGUUCCCAUCAAAAGGUUCACAAAUCUUCAACAGCAACAGAAAAUCUGCACAUUGGAAAGAAACAGUGCUUUAGUGCAAUGAGCAUUCCCGACUCCCAGAAGGAACUUCCCUCAGUAAUAAAACAUUUCAAAUGCCCAGAAUGUGGGAGAAGAUACUCGAGCAAAGGCAGUCUUAUUAUUCACCAGAGAGUUCACACAGGGGAGAAACCAUUCAUGUGCACAGAAUGUGGGAAAAAUUUCUCAAAAAAAUACGGACUUGUUGUUCACCAGAGAGUUCACACAGGAGAGAAACCAUUCAUGUGUACAGAAUGUGGGAAAAGAUUCACAGAAAAAAACUACCUUAUUAUUCACCAGACUCUUCACACCGGGGAGAAGCCAUUCACAUGCACAGAAUGUGGGAAAGGAUUUUCAGAAAAAAGGAAAUGUGUUAUUCAUCAGAGAGUUCACACUGGGGAGAAACCAUUCACAUGCACAGAAUGUGGAAAAUGUUUCUCUGUUAAGUCAGGCCUGAAAAGCCACCAAAGAAUUCAUACAGGGGAGAAACCUUAUACAUGCACAGAAUGUGGGAAAUCCUUCACUUUAAACAGCCAUCUAGUUAGACACCAGAGGAUUCAUACAGGAAUUAAACCAUUCGCAUGCACAGAAUGUGGCAAAAGCUUCUCUGCACAUCACAAGCUUUCCUUACACAAAAGAGUCCACACAGGGGAGAAACCAUUCACUUGCACAGAAUGUGGCAAAAGCUUCUCUGCACAUGACAAGCUUUCCUUACACAAAAGAGUCCACACAGGGGAGAAACCAUUCACUUGCACAGAAUGUGGCAAAAGCUUCUCUGCACAUCACAUGCUUUCCUUACACAAAAGAGUCCACACAGGGGAGAAACCAUUCACUUGCACAGAAUGUGGGAAAAGCUUCCGUCAACAGACACACCUUGAAAUACACCAGAGGUUUCACACAGGGGAGAAACUUUAUACAUGCACAGAAUGUGGGAAAUCCUUCACUGUAAACAGCAAUCUAGUUAGACACCAGAAGAUUCAUACAGGGGAGAAACCUUAUACAUGCACAGAAUGUGGGAAAUCCUUCACUGUAAACAGCCAUCUAGUUAGACACCAGAAGAUUCAUACAGGGGAGAAACCUUAUACAUGCACAGAAUGUGGGAAAUCCUUCACUGUAAACAGCCAUCUAGUCAACCACCAGAAGAUUCAUACAGGAAUAAAACCAUUCAUGCGUAUGGAAUGUGGGAAAAGCUCUUCGCAACAAAGUUCCCUUAGGGAAUCUAUUUGAACCCAAACACCCAAGAUGGAUUGUCAAUGUGUAGUUAGGGCUUAGCCCCCCCUAUCCCUGGCCCUGCAGCAAUGGGACAGAGAGCAGAACCCCAGCCCCACUCUCUAGUCGCUCUAUUAAUAUCAGGAGCGUUGGGGAGACUUGUCUCCUGGAAGAGGACUAUGCCUGUAUACCCCCAAGUUCAUGUGUAAAACCCUGUUUCAUCUAAAUAAACCAUUUUCAUAAAAAUAUACUUUUUUUUUUUUUAAAUAUUGUUUUUAUUUGCAUAUUAUCAAAUAUAUCUAUUACAACAUUUGUGAUGAGAUAUUGACUUGCAUACAUCUUGGUAGUAAUAGAAUAUUGGUAAUGAGAACAUUUAAGUUUAACAUUUAACCUUUACAGUAUAACAAAAUUGGAACUUUCUACUCAUAGCUAGUUUACCUGGGCCUCGUGAGAGUUACUUCUCGUGUUGGUGUAUGGCCAACAUUCUGUUUAUUUGUUGGCUCCUGGGGGGUUCGUAGUUUUGCUGAUCAAUUUCUUGGUGCUGUAGGUUUUGGAAGUACUGGGAUGCUUCGACUAGGAGUGGAUAUUCCUUGAGUAUUUCUGUAUCAUACCAUGUAGUUUGUCUAAAUGUGUAGAUUGUAAGAUAUUUAGUUGUUUGGGGUAGGAGGGAUAUAUAUAUAUAUGAGCCAUGUAUUGAAAAAAUUUCCAGUAAUUUGUUCUUUUCUAGUUGUUGCUUCGAGCCAGUCCAUGUAAAAAAUGUGGUGUAAUUUUUGUUUUAAUGCUAUAGAUGGGAUAACAUCUGAGG
Molecule: messenger RNA, 5197 nt
Organism: Xenopus tropicalis (tropical clawed frog)
Lineage: Eukaryota; Metazoa; Chordata; Amphibia; Anura; Pipidae
Source: RefSeq, a predicted model, not a curated record